AUGAGUUUGUUCGGUGCUGCUUCUCCUCCAUGGGUUCUAAGGACCUCUCCUCUCACAACACCCUCUUCUUCUUCAUCUUCUUCUUCAUCUUCUUCUUCAAAAUUCUCAAAAUACCAAUCAUGCCCUUCUCCUCGCCUUUUAUGCUGCGCGCAAGCCAACGUAGGAAGUGACUUCAAAUUCGUUCUUCACGAUGCUCUCGAUUCCUCUGGAACCCCCACCUCCCUCGCCAGGGAGGCUAGGGAGGGGUUCUGCUCACAAAUUCGCCAUCUAUCUGGUAUAGAGAGGCAAACCAGCAUUAGCAUCAAUAGAUGUGUUGAUCUGGGGAAAACAGCUCUUUUCAUUGCAGCAGAGGAUGACUCCCUUGUGUCACAUUCGUCAGUUCCGCUUCCAGUGGAUGCUUUUAUCAGUAGAUUUGGUGAUCUUUCCAUGGACUAUUGUUCUCACUACAAUUCUUCAUUCAGAUCCUCUCCUGAGAGAUUGUUGGAGGGUUUGGAAAAUUAUUUGUACGUAAACAAGGCUUUCCGAAGAACCAAUGCAAGGCAUCACUCCGAACCACGAGCUCUUUAUCUCCACUCGGUUUUGACACAUCGUUCAGGAUCACCAGCGAUGCUUUCACUAAUAUACUCAGAAAUUUUGAAAAUGCUUCGCCUAUGGGGAUUUUUGGAUUUUGAUGUGGAGAUAUUCUUUCCUCACGAUCGUCAUAGUCUUCCCAGAGGUUAUCAUAAACAGAAAAGCAAGGAAUCUGAUAAUGCACACAUAUUGACAUCACAAGCCCUUUUGGUGGAGAUUUUAAGAAAUUUGAAGGAUGCAUUCUGGCCAUUUCAGCAUGAUCAACCAGGGAAUUUAUUCUUGAGGGCAGCACGUGCUGCUAACUUCAUUGAUAGAUCAAACAUUAAUGAAGACAGUGGUUUUCAGCUGGCAUCUGCUAAGGCUGCUCAACAUAGACUAGAUCGUGGUGUUUGGACUAGUGUACAUUUUGGGGAUAUGAGGCGUGCCUUAUCUGCAUGUGAACGUCUUAUUCUCCUGGAAGCUGAUCCAAAGGAAUUAAGAGACUACAGCAUUCUUCUGUACCAUUGUGGAUUUUAUGAACAAUCACUUGAAUAUUUAAAGUUGUAUCAGGACACAAAGAGUCGCCCACUACAGAGGCAACCAUCUGAUUCAUUAGCCAUUCUUGAGGAAGAUGCUGUGGAGAAAUUGAUGAUACGCCUUAACCUAAUUUUGAUGGAGGAUGGUUGGAGCAGGCCGUCAUAUGUUAGAAAUUUUCUUGGUAAUAACUCUGAACCAUGGUAG
Molecule: messenger RNA, 1290 nt
Organism: Prunus armeniaca (apricot)
Lineage: Eukaryota; Viridiplantae; Streptophyta; Magnoliopsida; Rosales; Rosaceae
Source: the annotation of a GenBank genome assembly